AUGACUUCAGCCAAGAUACAUAAAGUAGUCCAUGAAGCUAACGGAGUGCCCUUGAGAGAAACUCCAAAACAGUUUUUCGAUAGGCAACCUAAGGAGGGAGGCUAUAUCAAGGAUUUGAACCAUUACCAUGAGUUGUACCAAGAAUCAAUUGAAGAUUCUGAAGGCUUUUUUGGCCGCUUAGCUAAGGAAUUGUUAUCCUGGGAUAGACCAUUUCAUACUAUAAAAUCGGGUACUUUGCAAGAUGGCAAUGCCGCUUGGUUUCUUGGUGGUGAACUCAAUGCCUCGUUCAAUUGUAUAGAUAGACAUGCAUUGAAAACGCCAAAUAAACCAGCAUUGAUUUAUGAAGCUGAUGAUGAUCAGGACUCGUACAUUAUGACAUAUGGCGAAUUGUUACAAGAGGUCUGUAAAGUGGCUGGGGUGUUACGAAGCUGGGGUAUUGGUAAAGGUGACGUUGUUGCCAUUUAUCUACCAAUGAAUGCACAAGCUAUUAUUGCAAUGAUGGCAGUAACAAGAUUAGGUGCUGCCCACUCAGUCAUAUUUGCUGGUUUCUCAUCCGGAUCUAUUAAAGAUAGAGUUGAUGAUGCACAAUGUAAAGCAUUGAUCACUUGCGAUGAGGGUAAAAGAGGCGGGAAAAUUGUCAACAUCAAAAAGUUGUGUGACGAAGCUUUACAAAAUUGUCCAAGUAUUGAAAAAGUGCUUGUUUUUAAGCGGACAAAUAAUUCAUCCAUCUUGUUGAAACAAGGUAGAGAUUUCUAUUGGGAUGAAGAAACGGCGAAAUUCCCCGGAUAUUUACCACCAGUACCUGUUAAUUCAGAAGAUCCAUUAUUCUUAUUAUACACUUCGGGAUCCACGGGAUCACCAAAGGGGGUUGUUCAUUCAACUGCUGGUUAUUUAUUAGGUGCCGCAUUGAGUACAAAAUACAUAUUUGAUGUACAUCCUGAAGAUGUGUUGUUCACUGCUGGUGACGUUGGUUGGAUUACAGGUCACACAUAUGCUUUAUACGGUCCUUUGUUGUUAGGUAUUCCAACUAUAAUAUUCGAAGGUACUCCAGCAUACCCCGAUUAUGGAAGAUUUUGGCACAUUGUGGAAAAGCACAAAGCUACUCAUUUCUAUGUUGCGCCAACUGCACUUAGAUUAUUGCGUAAAGCAGGUGAACAUGAAAUUCAUAAAUAUGAUUUAUCUUCAUUGAGAACCUUGGGAUCGGUUGGUGAACCAAUCUCGCCCGAUAUUUGGGAAUGGUAUAAUGAGCAUAUUGGUAAAAAUGAGUGUCAUAUUUCUGAUACUUAUUGGCAAACCGAAUCGGGUUCACAUUUAAUUGCUCCACUUGCAGGUGUGACUCCUAAUAAACCAGGCUCCGCAUCAUACCCAUUCUUUGGUAUUAAAGCAGCCUUGAUUGAUCCUGUUUCUGGAGUUGAAAUCAAGGGCAAUGAUGUUGAAGGUGUGUUGGUGAUCAAGGACCACUGGCCAUCAAUGGCAAGAACUGUUUAUCGUAACCAUGCUAAGUAUAUGGACACCUAUAUGAACCCAUAUCCAGGAUACUAUUUCACAGGAGAUGGAGCAGCAAGGGACCACGAUGGAUACUACUGGAUCAGAGGUAGGGUUGAUGAUGUGGUUAACGUUUCAGGCCACAGAUUGUCUACUGCUGAAAUUGAAACAGCAUUAAUUGAAGAUUUAAGAGUUGGAGAAGCUGCCGUUGUUGGUAUCAACGACGAUAUAACCGGUCAAUCGGUAAUUGCGUUUGUUGCUUUAAAAGAGGAGACUAGAGACUGUGAAGAUCAAACUCAAUUAAGAAAAGAUUUGGUGUUACAAGUUAGAAAGUCUAUUGGUCCAUUUGCGGCACCAAAAGCGGUAAUCAUAGUGUUGGACUUGCCAAAGACAAGAUCAGGUAAGAUCAUGAGAAGAAUUUUGAGAAAGAUAAGUUCUAAUGAAGUUGAUCAAUUAGGUGACAUUUCUACAUUAUCCAAUCCUCGAUCUGUUGAAGGUAUAAUAAAGUCAUUUGGCUCUCAAUUUGGUACAAAGUAA
Messenger RNA from Lodderomyces oxycetoniae, 2022 nucleotides. RefSeq names its product acetate--CoA ligase (gene ACS2). Bases 1 to 2022 code for a protein of 673 amino acids. NCBI's taxonomy places the organism in Eukaryota, Fungi, Ascomycota, Pichiomycetes, Serinales, Debaryomycetaceae. The record is from RefSeq and is a predicted model, not a curated record. The transcript has a single exon. Gene Ontology annotation, cellular component: cytosol. Gene Ontology annotation, molecular function: AMP binding; acetyl-CoA synthetase activity.